CGACGCAGGUUUUUCGAGUUAUUCCAUCCGACUAGGUCGCCGAGUUCCGAUGGCGGGGGCCGCCCGCGCGCGCGCCAUGGGGAAGAUGCAGAAGGCCGUCGCCGUCGCCGCCGUCGACGACCUCUGGUGGAACCGGCACGGGUUCCCGCAGGGGUACCACUUCGUGCCGGACGACCCCGAGCUCCUCCGCCUGCUCGAGGACAAGAUCGCCGGCCGCGCUCUCCCCCACCCUCUCCCCACCAUCUUCCACGACGUCAGGCUCCGCGACUACCACCCCGCCGAGCUCUACGAGGAGUACAGGGCGUGGCAGGAGGCCGGGAGCAUCUACCUCUUCAGCGAGAGGGAGUUCCGAGGGAACGCCAGGGUGCGCCCGGGGCGGCUCGCCCAGGACGGCUGGUGGAAGGCCUCGGGCGGCGGCGAGCCCUUGAAGCGCCGCGGCCUCACCGUCGGCUCUAAGCUCACCUUGGUCUUCUACGACAAGAAGCCCGGCGACAAGCUCGGCGUCAAGACCAACUGGGCCAUCAAAGAGUACACCAAGAUCGUUGACAAGAAGGCGGAGGAGAUGGCCUUGUACCGCCUCUACAAGAUGAGCAGACCCAGCAAUGGGAAGCAAGCAGCUCAAGAAGAUGAAGACGCCCCUGCUUUCAAGGAGGAGACGCCGCCGCCAGCCGGGCAGCCACAUGACUACCACUACGGCGCCUUCGGUGCCGCGCCGGGGCCAAGCACAAGCUACUCGGUCACCGGGCCGGGGCCAAGCACAAGCUACUCGGUGACGCCGGACGGCAGCUACAUGGGGCCGCAGCACAACAUCGUCCAGUACACCAACCGGCAUGCGCCCUGGGAUGUGCUGCCGGCGAUGAUCCGGUCUCCUGUGCCAUCAGGGCCAGCAGCCGCUACGCAUUGCCUGCCGGCGUCUGCCGAGCACUUUGGCUACCAAGAAACUGCAGCAGACGCCAAGCACCCUGGCUACCAAGAAACCACAGACCCGCUGAAGGCGCAGCAGCUACUGCCGGCGUCUGCCGAGCAGUUUGACUACCAAGAAACUCCAGUAGACGCCGAGCACUUUGGCUGCCAAGAAACUCCAGUCGACGCCGAGCACUUUGGCUGCCAAGAAACUCCAGUCGACGCCGAGCACUUUGGCUGCCAAGAAACUCCAGUCGACGCCGAGCACUUUGGCUGCUAA
Molecule: messenger RNA, 1183 nt
Organism: Triticum aestivum (bread wheat)
Lineage: Eukaryota; Viridiplantae; Streptophyta; Magnoliopsida; Poales; Poaceae
Product: NAC domain-containing protein 72-like
Exons: 3
Coding region: 50-1183 (377 amino acids)
Biological process (GO): regulation of DNA-templated transcription
Molecular function (GO): DNA binding
Source: RefSeq, a predicted model, not a curated record